Ananas comosus (pineapple) is the source of this 798-nucleotide messenger RNA. RefSeq lists its product as uncharacterized. The transcript has a single exon. Bases 1 to 798 code for a protein of 265 amino acids. NCBI's taxonomy places the organism in Eukaryota, Viridiplantae, Streptophyta, Magnoliopsida, Poales, Bromeliaceae. The record is from RefSeq and is a predicted model, not a curated record.
AUGGAGAGAUUUAGUUGUUGGGUAACUUCUCAAGGUUGGUUAUUUCUACUUGAUCCUCUUUCAUUAAGAACUGUUUUAUGGGACCCCAUAACCUUGAGGAAGGUUAAACUACCACCUAUGGAGCUCGACUUAGCAAAACAAUGCAAGUGCAUACUUUCAGCACAGCCUACUGAUCCAAACUGUUUUGGGGUAAUUAUAGAUCGUACAAAUAGCAUCUUCUGGUAUUGCCAUUCUAGAGAGAACAAGUGGGUCAAAUACAAGUGUCCCAUCUCAAAAAUAAACUUGGAAAGCAUAGUUCUUAUGAAGAGCAACAUUUAUCAUUAUGAUUUUUGCAAUGAAAAUCUGGUGAUAUUCGGAUUUGGUUCAUCCUUGGAUGUUACAACUUUGCCGGUAAAGAGAUGCAAGUUUCCAGCGGGCCUUUAUAUGCGACAACACUAUUUAUUGGAAUCUCGCGGGGAUUUGUUUCUGGUGUUUUUUUGGUUUCUGAGAUGUACUCUUAGAACAAUUGCCCAUAUCUGCGUCUGGAAGAUGGAUUUAUCAAAGCAAGCGUGGUUCCCGGUAGAAAGUCUUGACGACCGGGUGUUCUUUGUGAGCGGAAUGUCCGGAUUUGCCGCAUCGCGUUCUGCGAGAGAGCUUGGUGUUAAGAGCAACUGCAUCUAUUUUGUGAAUUCUGAUGACAAGUACUUACAUAUCUUUGACAUGGAAGAAGGGACCAUUGCUACCCACAACCCGUGCCCGAAUCCGAAUCUCAAUGUCUCUUGGUGCGAACCUUUCUUCAUGAUGCCUAUCAGUCGUUGA